Molecule: messenger RNA, 2143 nt
Organism: Centropristis striata (black sea bass)
Lineage: Eukaryota; Metazoa; Chordata; Actinopteri; Perciformes; Serranidae
Gene: kcnk17
Product: potassium channel, subfamily K, member 17
Exons: 10
Coding region: 380-2143 (587 amino acids)
Biological process (GO): stabilization of membrane potential; potassium ion transmembrane transport
Cellular component (GO): membrane
Molecular function (GO): potassium ion leak channel activity
Source: RefSeq, a predicted model, not a curated record
CGUUACCCAAGCAACGCAUUAAUCAAAGCUCAACAUCUCCGGUACUCUGACCAAUCAGAGUGAGAGCAUUGAGUCAAGAUGUUUUACCUUGGAGGAUCGUCCAGUCGUGCACUUUUCAUGUUGUUGUGAUUUAAAACAGGCUUCUAAUAGUCUCUUAUUUACUUAAAAUACAUUUUUGUCUCCCUUUUCACAUAUUACAACACUCUUUUGCAGAAGAAUGCCUAAAUCUGCACUAAUGGAAGCUGUCUUUGGGGAACUAUGAAUGAGAUCUGCAAAUUUAACAUCAAGACUUUGAUCAUUAGUUCUUUCUGAAGCGAUUGACCUCUUUUCUGACUUUGAGCAUCAGUGUCUGGGUCCAUUGUGGUGCCGAAGGAGGUUGAUGGCGAGGUUCAAGUUGGUGCGGGUCAAAGUGAGCUGGACGGCACUUUUGACUCUAGCCCACUUCACGUACUUGCUGGUUGGGGCCACCAUCUUCCAGAUACUGGAGAGAGACGCUGAGAGCAACAACCGAAACCACUUCCAACUGGAGAAGUUACAUUUCUUGGCCAACUACACCUGCCUGGACGGACCGGCCUUGGAGAAGUUUGUUCAGGUGAUUUUGGACGCCUGGGAAAAGGGAGUAAAUCCCUCUGGAAACUCAACAAACCCCAGUAACUGGGAUUUUAGUAGCUCCUUCUUUUUUGCAGGCACAGUAGUCACAACUAUAGGCUACGGCAACCUCUCCCCCAGCACUGUGUCUGGCCAGGUGUUUUGUGUGUUUUACGCACUGUGUGGAAUCCCGCUGAACCUUGCGUUCCUCAAACAGCUGGGGAAGUGUCUCACCAUCCAUCUGGGUCGACUGGAGAGGGGAAUGGUCUCAGUUGUUCCACAUAAGGUACUGCCAAAAAAACUGAGAUAUGGUUUAUGCCUGCUGUUUUUGGUCAUCCCUCCUCUGCUGUUUAGUUACGUGGAAGAAUGGACGUUUGGCGAAGGCUUCUAUUUCGCCUUCAUUACCCUCAGCACCAUUGGUUUUGGAGAUUAUGUGGUGGGGACAGACCCAGGCAAGGAGUACAUCUCUCUGUACCGUAGCCUUGCAGGCAUAUGGAUCAUCUUUGCCUUGGCUUGGCUUGCUCUUAUCCUCAACAUGGGAGCCAGAAUAAUGGAGCAUGCCAUUGGCCUGACUCAUCCAGGCUUCAGGAAACACGAGGAGGAAGAGGACCGAGGAAAAGCCUACCAGGAAGCCGAGAUGGGAAUAAAGGAAAUGUUCAACCUGGCGCGGGUGCCUUCCAUCCUCAUGCUCGGGGUGGUUUACGUGACCUACGUGCUGAUCGGCGGGGUCAUUUUCUGGAAGCUGGAGGGAGAACUCGGAAAGAAGGACAUCAGUAUUUUAAUGCAGAACAAAAAUAGGCUGCUCACGACAUACACCUGUCUGAACCAAGAAGGCCUGGAAGCAGUGGCUCAGGUUGUUCAAGAUGCGUCCAAGGUUGGCCUGAGUUUGAAAGGCAACUUUACCACAGAUGGCUUCUGGAAAUUCACCAGCUCAGCUGUGUUUGCUGCCACUGUGGUCACGACUAUAGGUUAUGGGAACAUAAGUCCCAGCACCACUGCUGGCCAGAUCUUUUGUGUGUUCUUCGCCUUAUUUGGUAUCCCGCUCAACCUGGUGGUGCUCAACAGAGUGGGCAAGUACAUGCUCGCUUUAGAGAGAAACAUCUCCGACUUCCUCGAGGGGAAGACCGGGCGAAGGAAGUGUACCAGAUUUUUUGUCCACCUGGUGUCCUACCUGUCUGGAGCAGUGCUCUUCUUUGUUGUGCCCAUGGUUAUGUUCCAGCUGCAUGAGGGAUGGAGCUUCUCCGGGGCCAUCUACUACUGCUUCAUCACCCUCAGUACAAUCGGCUUUGGAGACUACGUUGCAGACAGUAAUCCAGACAAAGUAUACCCAGAGUGGUACAGCGUCCUCAUGGCCUGCUGGAUCUUCUUCGGCCUGGCCUGGCUCGCCCUGCUCAUCAACCACUCCAUCGACAUCCUGGAGCGGCUCAACACACACUUCAAACUGCGGUGGGGCGGACAGAGGCAGGAGGAGGAGUCUAGCAGCGCAGCGGGCGACGUUCCGGACACACAAAUGGAAGAAGAAGAUGACAUGAGGAAGCCUCCAAUACCUCAGUAA